Messenger RNA from Drosophila takahashii, 2480 nucleotides. Its product is annotated as ras-GEF domain-containing family member 1B-B. The record is from RefSeq and is a predicted model, not a curated record. Gene Ontology annotation, cellular component: plasma membrane. Gene Ontology annotation, biological process: positive regulation of GTPase activity; Ras protein signal transduction. Gene Ontology annotation, molecular function: guanyl-nucleotide exchange factor activity. Lineage: Eukaryota; Metazoa; Arthropoda; Insecta; Diptera; Drosophilidae.
UCUGCCGAGACAACAAUAAUAGAAGUAAAUUCAAUUAAUUGGCGAAUUAAACUACAUUAGGCGCGGCGCGACGAAGGGAACUUGAUGAGCAGCAGGCGGGGAAUGCCGUGACGAAUGGCGGCAGUGCGUCCCAUGGAAGGCCACCGCGCAACCGUGUUCCUGCAGAAAUGUACGCGAUAGAGCAUGUGCAUUGCGACUAAUCCAAAGAGUCCCCUGUGGUCAUAACGCAUUUAAUAACCUAAACCAGUCGGAAAGGCACAAGUCACCUGGAAUCCCCGAAUCCCCAAACCCUAUAACCCAUCCAAACAUGGACGAGGACAUCCUGAAUGCCGUAGAGUCCCUUUUUGGCAAGGAUGUGAAGAUCGUGGACUGCGAGACCUCCUCAUCGCUCCAGCAGGAGGAGGUUCUGCUGGUCAACGGAGUGCCCGUGAAGCUGGACGGCCUGCCCGCCGAUGAUGCCAGUGCCAUCAAGGCGGCUCUGCUGGAGGGGCAGAUGCCCGCGGUGGAGCACUUGAACCAGCUGCUCUUUCGCGCCGGCUUGGCCCAGCAGCCCAUCGAGGUAGAGACCUCGUUGACGGUCAAAUCCUCGCUGACCACCACGGAGGAGGUGCUGGUCUCGCGCAACGGACAGAUCCUGGACGAACGCACCGUGGAGACAAAGGAGAACUUCAAUCAUCAGUCGCACCAGAAGGAGAUCUGGCAUCCGGUCAAGCAGCAGUCUGCCUUGGCUCGCGCCACUCCCGAGAAUGCCCUCAAAUAUUCGAAUUCCACGUUCGCCUCGCAGGCCACCGACUCGGACGAACGUCCGGCGGAUCCUCUGGGCCGCCAGCUGAACCAAACCUUCUCGAAUGCUUCCCUUAUGUCCAGCAGCUCGGCCAUCACUGGCUCCGAUCAGGUCAUUGGAUCCGUUUCGUCCACCACCAUUGGGGACAAGAGCUCGAAUAUAAGUAGCUGCGACUCUGGGCACGAUGGCCUCUUCCACAGCGUGUCCAUGAACACGCCCUGGUCGCAUCCACGUGACACAUUAACCGACUCCUUGUACUGCGACAUUUCCAGCUCGGCAGAUGAGGCGGAUGCGGUUUCAAUUCUAAACACCCACUUGCAGAUCACAGAGCCAUCCGAUUGCCAAACAGCGUUAGUUUACGCCAAAGACAUGCCCAAGGAGGGCAGCCUGGAUUCGCUAGUCAGCCUGCUAAUCAACGGCGACGAUGCUGAUGUGCAGUUUUCGCUUUUGACCUCUGCCCGUUUGUUUUUGCCACCCCACGAGCUGCUCUCUAAGCUCAUUGCCAACUGCCAGGGAAAGGAGGAUAACCUUGUGCGAUUGCUGAGCCACUGGCUCAUCGUUUGUCCCGGCGACUUUCUCCACGAGUUGAUGCUGCAAGAGCUGGAGAAGAAGCGGGGGCUCAAAGGAAUGACUGCCUUUUUGGAUGGCAUUCCGCAGUCUCAGGCACAAAGAGCCGAAAAGGGGAGAAAUCAUCUAAAGCAUCUGCUGACCAAGCAGCCAUCUGCCAGCUCUUUGGGACGUCAGAGCAGUAUUAAGUCGCUGAAACGCUUUGCAGCCAAUGUCUACAAAACGGACAAUGUGAUCAACAACUGCAGCAAUGUCUUCGAGUUGGCCCACCAACUGUAUGCCAUUGAGUACGCCUAUCUGUCGCAAAUACGCCUCGAGGAGUUCGUUGAAGCACUGGCGAAGGAUGAGCUAAAGUCUUGCAUAAACCAAACCAAGGCGGGCACCUUGGGCUCAAAUCAUCUUAUCCAGGUGACCAUCGACAGCUAUGUGCAGUGGUUUAACCAACUGAGUUUCCUGACUGCCACCGAAGUACUGAAGCUGAGCAAAAAGUCUCAGAGAGCACAAAUGAUUGACUUCUGGGUGGAGACAGCUCUGGAAUGCUUUAACACAGGGAAUUUCAACAGCUUAAUGGCCAUUCUUACAGCAUUAAAUCUGACUGCCAUAGCUCGCCUAAAGAAAACGUGGGCCAAAGUUCAGACCACCAAGUUCGAGGGCUUAGAGCACCAAAUGGAUCCCAGUUCAAACUUUCUCAACUACCGAUCCACCAUGAAGGCAGCUAUUUGGCGUGCGGAAAGGGAAAAGGCCAAGGAGGUGGAACGCGCCAUUAUACCAUUCUUCUCGCUGUUUCUCAAAGAUCUGCAUGCCAUUAAUGAGAGCCAGGAAACAAAAUUGGCCAACGGAAACCUGAACUUUGAGAAGUGCCUGCUGUUGGGCAGCCAGCUAAGGAGCUUCAGCAAGUGGCAAGAACAGAUCUGUCCCUACGGGCAGCAGGCCACUGUGGUUUCCUAUCUGCUGAAGGCGGAGGUGCUAACCGAGGAUCUUCUGAUGAAGGCCUCCUACGAGCUGGAGCCACCCGAAAACGGCGAAGAGAAGGAUCACUACAAGACGCUGAAGGCAGCUAAGAAAUCGAACACAUAAUCACCCAUCAUUAACGACAAUCCUCGGGAUAGUGCAACAUACAUAAUAUGCA